Sceloporus undulatus (fence lizard) is the source of this 977-nucleotide messenger RNA. RefSeq names its product TP53 regulating kinase (gene TP53RK). Gene Ontology annotation, biological process: protein phosphorylation. The record is from RefSeq and is a predicted model, not a curated record. NCBI's taxonomy places the organism in Eukaryota, Metazoa, Chordata, Lepidosauria, Squamata, Phrynosomatidae. The transcript has 2 exons. Gene Ontology annotation, cellular component: EKC/KEOPS complex; cytosol; nucleus. Gene Ontology annotation, molecular function: ATP binding; protein serine/threonine kinase activity. The coding region runs from base 42 to 761 and encodes 239 amino acids.
CAUGCGCAGUAGGUAAGGAACUACCCUGCGCGUGUGCCAAAAUGGCGGACGGGAGCUCGCUCAGCAACGAUGCUGAGGCAGUGCCUCCGCCGCCUAUGGAAGGACUGCAGCUGGUUCAGCAGGGGGCCGAAGCCCGUCUCUAUCGGGGCCUGUUCCUAGGCCGCCCUGCGGUGGUGAAGCACCGCUUCCCGAAGCGCUACCGGCAUCCGCUCCUGGAGGAGAGGCUGAGCCGAAGGCGGACGGCGCAAGAGGCCCGUUCGCUGCUACGAUGCAGACGGAGAGGGAUUUCUGCACCUGUUGUCUACUUUGUGGAUUAUGUUUCCAACUGUAUCUAUCUUGAAGAUAUUGUGGGAUCAACCACAGUCCGGGACUAUAUCAUCUCUGAGCAGCCAUCUGGGAAAGGUGCCAGUAGCCUUACUCUGUUAGCAGAGAAGAUAGGUGACAUUUUGGCAUGGAUGCACGAUGAAGAUCUUGUACAUGGAGAUCUUACAACUUCAAACAUGCUUUUACGACCACCAGCAGAAAAACUAGACAUUGUGUUAAUAGAUUUUGGACUGAGCUUUAUUUCUGCUCUCCCUGAAGAUAAGGGUGUUGAUUUGUAUGUCUUAGAGAAAGCUUUUUUGAGCACCCAUCCAAACACAGAGGCCCUGUUCGAAGCGCUCCUGAAGAAGUACUCAUCUGCCUCUAAAAAAUCAGCACCAGUGAUUAAAAAACUGGAUGAGGUACGGCUAAGAGGAAGAAAGCGUUCCAUGGUUGGAUAAAAACAAUCAGAAUGCAAAGCUAGGGAAGAGAGGUUUAAUUUUCUAUGUGUUUCAAAUAUUAUGUCAAAUGAUAAGAUAGCUGAUUUCAGUAUGCAAAGGGAUCCUACAGCACUUUUGAGACUAGCUGUGCAAAAGAAGUUGUAGCAUGAAUUCUAUUAGCUAUUUUUACUGUUUCACAUUUGUACAAUAAAGCAGUUUGUGGUUUUAUGACUGGGA